CGUGUCUUGUUGACGUUGUAUCACUGUCAAAAAACUUAAAAAUCGAAUUGUGCACAAAUUCAGCGAAACAUUACUGAAAUACUGCAAAUAUGGAUUUUUUCACUUCAAUACCAACUCAUAUUGACUACGUUGGUCAAGCCAAAGCCGAAAAGUUAUAUAAGGCUAUAAUUACACUGUUCAGUAUCGUAGGUUUCGUUUGGGGAUACAUCGUUCAGCAAUUUUCGCAAUCGGUCUACAUUUUGGGAGCAGGAUUUAUAUUGGCUGCUGUUUUGACUGUCCCGCCUUGGCCCAUGUAUAGAAGAAACCCACUAAACUGGCAGAACCCUAAGAAUAAUGAUGAGAAACCAACUGGCAAAAAAGGAAAAAAGUGAUCUAGAAACUGCAUUUAGAUUAUUGUAAUAUGGUAUGCUUGUAUCUGAAAUAAAAUAGU
Messenger RNA from Ostrinia furnacalis (Asian corn borer), 430 nucleotides. RefSeq names its product Signal peptidase complex subunit Spase12 (gene Spase12). Gene Ontology annotation, cellular component: signal peptidase complex; membrane. The transcript has a single exon. The record is from RefSeq and is a predicted model, not a curated record. Gene Ontology annotation, biological process: protein targeting to ER. Lineage: Eukaryota; Metazoa; Arthropoda; Insecta; Lepidoptera; Crambidae. The coding region runs from base 90 to 371 and encodes 93 amino acids.